Molecule: messenger RNA, 147 nt
Organism: Lagopus muta (rock ptarmigan)
Lineage: Eukaryota; Metazoa; Chordata; Aves; Galliformes; Phasianidae
Gene: STRIT1
Product: small transmembrane regulator of ion transport 1
Exons: 2
Coding region: 1-147 (48 amino acids)
Biological process (GO): regulation of ATPase-coupled calcium transmembrane transporter activity; regulation of slow-twitch skeletal muscle fiber contraction
Source: RefSeq, a predicted model, not a curated record
AUGCGUGGAAUUCAGAAAAACUGGUUUGUUGGAGCUGGCAGCCAGGAUGCAGCCCCGCUCCCCCUUUCACGCCUUGUGGUACCCAUCCUGCUCGCAGUUGGCUGGAUAGUGGGCUGUGCACUGAUGGUUUAUAUCGUCUUCUCCUGA